Messenger RNA from Ixodes scapularis (black-legged tick), 3366 nucleotides. RefSeq names its product GTP-binding protein 1 (gene GTPBP1). The transcript has 12 exons. Gene Ontology annotation, molecular function: GTP binding; translation elongation factor activity; GTPase activity. Gene Ontology annotation, biological process: translational elongation. The coding region runs from base 373 to 2277 and encodes 634 amino acids. NCBI's taxonomy places the organism in Eukaryota, Metazoa, Arthropoda, Arachnida, Ixodida, Ixodidae. The record is from RefSeq and is a predicted model, not a curated record.
AGCCAACCAGCCGGUCGUGGCGUGUUAUGACGUUUUUCAGCCUGCAUAUAACAACAGCAUAAACUAUAAAGUGAAAAAAAAAGGGGGAAAAAGAAAAACUCACGCGAUCACUGUGAGUGUUACGAGCACGACCUAUAUAUCCGUUUCCGCGAAAAUGUCGCGAAAACGCUGCCACAGUGACCGUCUGCUUUCACUUGUGCCCGCCUCAAACUCCGCGCAGCCAGCGUUCGGGCGAGUUGCGGAAACAGUUUUCCUGACUUUGAUCAUGUCUUUAUUACGUGGCUUCUCUUUAUGAACCUGUCGUGAACGGAUAGUAUAAUAUAAUCGAGUGGAAAAAGAGAACAUUUAAAGAGGCACGCACGAUCGUUCAAGAUGUCGGCAAUCGUGGAUCAAACCCCGACCUCGGCGAAGUCUGUCAUCGACCUCUUCACGCCUAACCACAUCCCCACUGUCACCGAGGAGAAAAUUGACUGUGAUGGACUUGAUGAGAAGACGGCGCUCGUCAGUCCCAGCGAGGAGCAGUACGACGCCCUCACCAGACAGCUGUCGCAGCGGUUACGGAAAGGCCACGGCGAGGCAAUCUAUGAGAUCGGCAUCGGAGGUCAGGGCGACCCCGGCCUCUCGUCGGAGGAGAUGGCGGCGUCGGUGGCGACGCUCCAGAGCAUGGCCUCCACGCUGGAGUGCGACUGCGUGCUGCUCCGGGAGCGGAAGUCCGGGGACGGACUCGCCGCCGAGUACCUGGUCCGUCGGAGGGCCAAGGAGAACGACUUUGUCGAAGUGAGGGUGGCGGUGGUGGGCAACGUGGACGCGGGCAAGAGCACCCUACUGGGGGUGCUGACCCACGGGGAGCUGGACAACGGGCGGGGCCUGGCCCGGCAGAAACUGUUCCGGCACAAGCACGAGGUGGAGUCCGGCCGCACCUCGAGUGUGGGCAACGACAUCCUGGGCUUCGACUCGAGGGGCAACGUGGUCAACCAGCCGGACCCCCACGGGGGGCAGCUCGACUGGACGCGCAUCUGCGAGCAGUCCUCCAAGGUGAUAACCUUCAUCGAUCUGGCGGGCCACGAGCGCUAUCUCAAGACUACCAUUUUCGGCAUGACCGGUCACGCUCCGGACUUCACCAUGCUCAUGGUGGGUGCCAACGCCGGGGUGGUGGGCAUGACCAAGGAGCACCUGGGCCUGGCCCUGGCCCUGAACGUGCCGGUGUUCGUGGUGGUCACCAAGAUGGACAUGUGCCCGGCCAACGUGCUGCAGGACACCAUGCGCCUCCUCGUGCGCAUCCUCAAGUCCCCCGGCUGCCGCAAGAUCCCCGUCGUGGUCCACACGCCGGACGACGUCGUCGUCUGCGCCACCAAUUUUGUCACCGAAAGGCUGUGCCCCAUCUUCCAAGUGUCCAACGUGACGGGGGACAACCUCCUCCUGCUCAAGAUGUUCCUCAACCUGCUGUCCACGAGGAUGCCGAACCUGGACGCGGACCCCGCAGAGUUCCAGGUGGACGACACCUACUCGGUGCCCGGCGUGGGUACGGUGGUGUCCGGCACGACGCUGAAGGGGGUGAUCCGCCUGAACGAGGUGCUGCUGCUGGGGCCGGACCCCCUGGGCCACUUCCAGCCCGUGGCGGUCAAGUCGAUCCACCGCAAGCGCAUGCCGGUCAAGGAGGUGCACAGCGGACAGACCGCCUCCUUUGCCCUCAAGAAGCAAGUGAAGCGUUCGGACAUCCGCAAGGGCAUGGUGCUGGUGUCGUCCAAGCUGGAGCCCAAGUCCUGCUGGGAGUUUGAAGGGGAGAUCCUGGUGCUGCACCACCCGACCACCAUCAGUCCCCGCUACCAGGCCAUGGUGCACUGCGGCAGCAUCCGCCAGACGGCGUCGAUCCUGUCCAUGUCGAUGGACUGCCUGCGCACGGGGGACAAGGCCCUGGUCCGGUUCCGGUUCAUCAAGAACCCGGAGUACCUGCGGCCGGGCAUGCGCCUGGUGUUCCGUGAGGGGCGCACCAAGGCGGUGGGCAACGUCCUGCGGCUGCACCCGUCCACCUCGGGGGGGCACCACCACCACCACGCCGCCGCCGCGGCCGCCAAGGGCGCCGCAAAGACUGCCCAGCACCAGGGGCGCCCUGCUGCCGAGAACGGCGACGGCGGUGCACCGGCUGCGGAAGGUUCGGAGACGGUGCCAUCUGCAAACACGGUCGUCUCAUUGCCCCGGGGAGAGACGGAGCCGCAGAAGGCCAGCAAACGGAACCGGGGACGCUUCAGAGGCCCCCGGACUGCGCCCCUCAUCUGAGGCACCGCCCCCUCCCUCUUGCUCCGGUUUUUGCCUGUUUUUACCGUAGACUACGUCCCACAGCACAGGGUCUCCCUUGCGCGUACUUAAAAACUGCUUUCGCACUUGGCCCUCUUUUUUCCUCGCGUUUGGUGCGUUUCACUUUGGGGCUGGAAAGGCUAGCACCGUACAUUGUGCGACUCGCGAAGCGUUACGUGUAUCGCGACUCUCGUAAAGUGACUCGUAGAGCGACCGACGAGGCAACCCGUAAAAAAGCGAAUUGCGACGCGGCUCUGUUCUUGGGGCGACAUUACAUUACCGUCUCCAUCUGCAAAGAAUUUCUCGUUCCACUCCGCCGCGCGGGACUUCGGGACGGCCAAACAAACUCUCGGUUUUGCCACGCUCUUGCGACCUUGCAAACUCGUGGCCGCCUCGACUUUUACGACUGCGUCAAAUUACCGCGAAUCCGCAAACAUGCUCGAGCGUGCGGAGUGGCGUCACCCGCUUAACUCCCUACUGCGAGCCGUUGCUGCAAAAUUUAAACGCGGUCUCGAUAAAAGCCGCGUAACCGUAGUUUCAACGAUCCACUUUGUUCAGCAUUUUCGGCGGUCGUAAACGGAAACUGGCAAAGUGAAUUGUUCUAAAACACUCAAAGUUGUGUAACUCUGGGUUCUCCGAGAGCAAAAGUUGAGGAUACAAAAACGCUUUAUACAGCAAACAAGAAAUGGAGUUGCACCUACUAGCGAUGCCGUCGAGAGUAGAUGACAAUGCUACAGUCGCUCGGGUCACGUGUGGAAAGCUGGUUAAGAAAUAGUAGGUUUUGCAUGUGUAGCAAGUUCCAACUUUUUGUCGAAACAAAUUUUUUCUAGGUUUUUUUGUUUUUUUUUUUGUAGUUGUAACCAUGGGUUUAUUUCAGGGCAUCGGAGCCCCUGUGCUGGUAGUCUUUUUGUGCACGUAAAAAUGUCUUCUGUACACAUAAAAAAAAAGAAAGAUUUUUUUGCAUUGCCACACGUCAGUUGCCAUUUACCGAGACUGGCGCACACUAAGUACCGAGCAUCUGUUGUUAUACAAACCAUUGAGUCGCAAAAAUAAAUUAAUUUUAGAAGUUUU